AUGCAUGCACGCCAUCACCCGAUCACAACGGCUUGCGAGCGAGCGAACGCAUGCAAAACACGGCGAUGGAUCAGCGGCGACGCAGGAGGAGGGCAGUCGUUGGGUCUCAGGGAGCGCCAUACCGGGCGUGCGCUCGCGUCCCUCACCACCACGGCGUGCAAACACGCCGUGUCGUUCGUUCGCCGCUACCACAUUCCCCGCACCCAACGAGACGACUCCAUCGCGUACGGCUGGCCACGCUAUCAUCGCCGUCAAUGCAGCAUCAUGAACGCGCGCACGAACGGGUUUUCAGGUGAGUCGCCGUCGCUCUCGCUCGCGUCCUUCAUCAACACGGCGUGUUUGCACGCCGUGUCCUUCGUUCGCCAUUACCACAUUCCCCGCACCGAACGAGACAGCUCCACCGCGUACGGCCACGGUAUCAUCGCCGUCAAUGUAGCGUCACGAACGCGCGCACGUCUACAAGGCCCUCCCACCGUCUCCAGCGGCGCCGCAGCAGGAGGGCGAGGCGGGGAUCUCAUGGAGCGCGAACGCUUCAUCAGCGUCCUCCCUGCCUCUCGUUCGACCGCCCCAGUGCUCUGCGACCUCGAAGCCCUCGCAAGAACGCACGCGAUGCAUCGUGCCCAUGCCUCGCGGAUCACCCAUUUCUUCUUGCCUUACACAACGACCAGCCACCCGCUCGCGCGUUCUUCACCACUACAGCACACGAACCGGCCGCGUUCUCUGCCUACCCUAUCCGCCGCCUAUGCCGUCACCCGAUCAUCACGGCUCCUGAGCACACAGACGCACGCAAGAGAUGGCGACCCGGCGAUGGCGACUCCACAGGAGGACGACGGGUUGUCAGGAGAAUCUGGGACGGGUGCCCCAGCUCACCGCGCAUGGUACCCCGCCAUCAGGAUUCAUCCACGACAGGCGAACGCGCAAACGGACGGCUUGCGCAGCUCACCCCGCCUCACGCUCCGCCGGUCACCCGUCUCCUCUCGCACUACGGCCACCCUCCCCCCCCUAGCCACGCCCUCCGCGGUCCCCCCAUCUUCCCAGACCCCGAUCGUGCCCGACUUUAGCAACGCAUGGGACAUCGCAUAUGCAAAGGCAGAGGCGUUCGUCGCGGGGCUCACGCUCGAGCAGAAGGUCAAUGUCAGCAUGGGCGUGUAUCGGGAGCAGGGUUUGUGUGUUGGGAAUAUCGGGCAGCCGUCUUUGUGUCCCGCGCUGCCCACGUCGCCCGCCACUUCUCCGCUGUUCCCCUUGACCUGCCUCUCGACGACACCGGUCCCGUGCGCCCCUACGUGUGUCUCGCCAUUCGUCCAUGCUAGCAAGCUGUCCCUGGAUCGCGUCCGACCGUUCACGCACACCCGGAGGUUGGCAGGCCAGCCGUCAGCUGUCCCUGCCUUGGCUACGAUAUCGGGGGAUCCCUCGGGAAUGCACGCGCCCGUGCCCGGCACUGAACUGCAGCUGGGAGGAUGCAUAUUGGGUGACAGGCAGCGGACGCUUCGAGUCGUUCUUGCUCGACGCUACCUGCUCCGAGCGCCAUUCCACCCGUCGCUCUGUGUGCCUGUUAUCUCUGGACAGGUCGCUCGGGAAUGCAUGCGGCUGCAAACGGCGAUAGACUAUGGCUGGAGGGAAGCAUGUUGA
Laetiporus sulphureus 93-53 is the source of this 1629-nucleotide messenger RNA. Its product is annotated as glycoside hydrolase family 3 protein. Lineage: Eukaryota; Fungi; Basidiomycota; Agaricomycetes; Polyporales; Laetiporaceae. The transcript has 10 exons. The coding region runs from base 1 to 1629 and encodes 542 amino acids. The record is from RefSeq and is a predicted model, not a curated record.